AUGAUCUUGCAAUUUCCACCAUGGAGACACGACUCCGAACUGGCCAUGGUCCGAGACUGGUUUUUCCCCAAGCAUGCGAAACAAGACGCAUUUUCAGGCCCACCGUCGGACAUGCGCCAACGAGCUAUUGAUAAGGUCAACCUCUGGCUCUUCAAGGCCGGCCAACUCCCACCCGCGCUCCUGGCGACCGCGAGUCUGACCGAAGCAUUACUUCACGAUGAACCAGAGAGGCAAUCACGAGGCAUAUCUGAGUCGGCCAUGCAAAGCAUUUAUGCAAUGGCCUUUGCUAGGUUUGUCAAUGGCUUUGUCGACCGGGAUGCUGUCCGUGCACAUGCGGCGGAAUUGGCUCCAGAUGAUAUCGAAGAGGAGGAUGUGACCACGUCAACAUCCAGGGGAGAAAGCUCAAUGUAUGCUCAUGCCGCUACCAUCGGUAUGCCUCAGAAAUUUGUGGAUCUACGGCAUCAGGUCACACAUGGUGACAUUCCUAAUCUGAUGCACUUGAAGGCAAUGACUUUGCAAGCGCUGGAGUGGUUGUGGGAGCGAUGGUGGGUGAAAAAUGCCACGGGCGAUCCAGGGCCCGCCAUCAGGGAGCUGGAAGGACGCAAACGAAUUGCACAAGAGGCAAGAGACGCUAGAAAUCCCAUCGAUAUGCAUCCUCAAGAUACAGGUGACUUGCUACAGAUUCGUAGUGAAAACCUCGUUAGUGAGUCCUUCCUGCUUUAA
Messenger RNA from Rhinocladiella mackenziei CBS 650.93, 723 nucleotides. RefSeq lists its product as uncharacterized. The coding region runs from base 1 to 723 and encodes 240 amino acids. NCBI's taxonomy places the organism in Eukaryota, Fungi, Ascomycota, Eurotiomycetes, Chaetothyriales, Herpotrichiellaceae. The record is from RefSeq and is a predicted model, not a curated record. Gene Ontology annotation, cellular component: Las1 complex; preribosome, large subunit precursor. Gene Ontology annotation, molecular function: endonuclease activity. Gene Ontology annotation, biological process: maturation of 5.8S rRNA; maturation of LSU-rRNA. The transcript has a single exon.